AUGACUACGGCUGCUAAAAAUGUUAAUAUAAUUGAUAAUAAUAAGAAAAAUCAAAUAGAAAAAACUAAAAGAAGGAAAAAUUAUGAUGAUCAACAAGUACAAGGUACAAACAAUUCUUCAAUUGUUUCAAAAAGAAGUGUUGAAAAACAUUAUACAAAUCUAUUACAACCUCAACAUGGAGAAUUUUUCAAAUAUUUUGUAAAACAAAAGAAGUUUAGACGUUCACCAGCUAUAAAUAGAGGAUAUUGGAUUAGAAUGGAGACUAUAAGGACAAUGAUAAUGAGAAUAAUAUCAUUUAAUUCUGGUGCAAAAAUCAAUAUUAUAAAUCUAGGGUGUGGUUUUGAUUCAUUACCUUUUCAAAUGUUACAUUCUAACAAAGUUUCAAAUUUGAAUUUUAUAGAUAUAGAUUAUCCGGACCUCAUAGUGAACAAAUACAAUCUUAUUAUGGAAUCAGAGGAGAUUAAAGAUCUAAUCGGGGAAUUUACAAGUGAAUCAAGUAAUUAUAAACUAAAAAGUAAUCAAUAUCAAUUGGUAGGAUGUGAUUUAAAAGAUAUAAACGGGUAUAAAGAAAUCAUUGAGUCAUUAGUGGAUCAGCCAGAUAUUAAUAUAUUUGUAGCUGAAGUUUCUUUAGCUUAUAUGAAUCCUAAAUUUGCAAAUUCUGUAAUUGAAGUUUCUUCAUCCAUUCCAAAUAGUCAUUUUUUAAUUCUUGAACAAAUUAUACCUGAUGGUAAGAACAACUCAUUUGCUCAAAAGAUGUUAUACCAUUUUGAUCAUUUACGAUCUCCAAUUCAAUGUGUUCAACAAUAUCAUAAUAAAAAUUUACAAAUUGAAAGGUUCAAACAAUAUUAUCCAUACGUUGAAAUAAGAAACUUAUUUGAAAAUUGGCAAUGUUUAAUUGAUGAUGAAAUGAAAGUGAAAAUAAACAAGGUUGAGGAAUUUGAUGAAUGGGAAGAAUUCAUAUUAUUUUGUCAACAUUAUAUAGUUGUGCAUUCAACAAACUUGAGUAAUCAAAUGGUAUAUACGAAUGAAAAUGAUGAGAUAGAAGAGAAGUUUGAGUGGGAUGAUAAAGUGAGGUUUAAUCAUGUAAAUGAAUUCAAUAAAGAAAUGUUGGAGAUCAAAUUUCCUGCUGUCUCAUCUAUAAAUGAUCAAAUAGUAAUCAAUGGUGGAUUGAAACAAAUGAGGACUAAUGAGACGUUGUCUGUUUCUAUUGAAAGUAAAGAUAUUGAUGUUUUACAAUUUCAAGGUCCAGAUAUUCCAAUUGGAAGGAUGUGUCAUAGCUUAACAAACAUAAAUGAUGAUCAAUUGAUUUUGAUUGGAGGUAGAUUAAAACCAAAUGAGUAUUUAAAAGAUGUAUACUCAUUAAGAGAUAAUGUAUGGACCAGAUUGAAAGUUUUACCAUUUGAAAGAUCAAGACACUCAGUUAUAACUAUAGAUAAUGACAAGUUAUUAAUAUUUGGUGGAUUGAAGAAGGAGAAUAAUGAAAGUCCAUUUAUAAUAUAUAAUAUAGCUACAGAAACAACUACAAAUUUGAAAGUACAAGGUGACAAUCCAGGAAAUUUAUUAAGUUCAACAUUAGUUUAUGAAAAUGGUACUGGUUAUAUAUUUGGAGGUAUCCAGGAUCACAAUAUACCCAUUAUAAAUUCAAGUCUAUACAAAUUUAAAAUCAAAAAUGACAAAAUUUACAUUGAAAAAGUUUUUGAACAUUAUUUAUUAUCAAGAAUUGGAAGUCAAGGGAGAAUAAUACAUGGUGGAUCUAAGGUUUUAAUUGUUGGUGGUACUUCAUCAACACAGAUAUUUACAAAGUAUACAAGUAUUAUGACUUUAGGUUUAAAUACAUUCGAAUUCAAAAGUGUUGAAAUUGAUGAAUCAAUUAGAGAAGAACACUCACCUAUAUUUAUUGGAUUUUCAUUAGUUGAUUUGAAUAAUAAACUAUACGUCAUUGGUGGUGGUGCUGUUUGUUAUUCUUUUGGAAGUUGUUAUAAUAGUGUUUAUGAAAUAGAUAGUAAUUAG
This is a messenger RNA of Insectozyma verbasci, 2010 nucleotides long. The record is from the annotation of a GenBank genome assembly. Lineage: Eukaryota; Fungi; Ascomycota; Pichiomycetes; Serinales; Debaryomycetaceae.